UAUGGAGGGCGUCUGGUGAUCACCAUGCCUCAUGGAAACAGUAUGGUGGUUCACUUCAAAGACAAACUUCUCAUCCGCCACAAGAAGAGAUGGUCUCAGGUUAUGUACUUGUACUAUCUCCUGGGCUGGAAAGUUGCGACCAAAAAAGACAUUCGUGCACAACAUAAACCAAAAGAGAAGAACAACACCUACAUCCUGGCUUUAGAUGGGGACACAGACUUCCAGCCGGCUGCUGUGAUGCUGCUGAUCGAUCGUCUGAAACUGUACCCACGUGUCGGGGCAGCGUGUGGCAGGAUUCACCCCACCGGAUCAGGUCCCAUGGUGUGGUACCAGAAGUUUGAGUACGCAGUGGGCCACUGGCUUCACAAGACAGCAGAGCACGUGUUUGGCUGCGUGCUGUGCAGCCCGGGCUGCUUCAGUCUGUUCAGAGCAGCAGCGCUGAUGGACGACAAUGUGAUGAAAAGAUACACCACCAAAUCCUCAAAGGCUCAACACUACAUCCAGUACGACCAAGGUGAGGACCGCUGGCUGUGUACUCUGCUGCUGAAGCAGGGAUGGAGAGUAGAGUACAACGCGGCCUCUGACUCUUACACCAAUGCCCCGGAGGAGUUUAAAGAGUUUUACAACCAGCGUCGACGAUGGGGUCCGUCAACCAUGGCCAACGUUAUCGACUUGAUAGGCUCUGCCAGCCUGAUUUCCCAUAGGAACCCGUCCAUUUCCAAACCUUACAUGCUGUACCAGUUCUUCACCUUGGCCUCGUCCAUACUGGCACCUUCCACCGUCGUCCUUAUGAUUGCAGGUACUUUGACUGUGCUGCUUGACGUUCACCCCAACAUUGCUUUGGUCAUGUCUGUAAUACCUCCUGCUAUCUUCCUCGGCAUCAGCUUCAAGAUCAAGUCAGACACUCAGAUUCUUAUUGCAGCAGUCCUGAGCAUCCUGUACGCCUUCAUCAUGAUGAUAUCAGGGAUUACCAUAAUAGGCAACAUGGUGAGGGACCAAACAAUCCUGACUCCCAGCAGCAUCUUCAUCAUCUUCCUUGCCAUGUUUUACCUCAUUACUGCAAUCAUGCAUCCUCAGGAGAUUGGCCUGGUGUGCUUCGGCUUAAUUUACAUAAUCUGCAUCCCCAGUGCUUACCUGCUGCUGGCUAUUUACUCCAUGGUCAACAUGAACAAUGUGUCUUGGGGCACCCGGGAGACAGCUCCUGCUGCUGACGCAGUGGUAGCCUCCACUGCACAAACCAAAGCCCAGAAAGCCAAAAGCACCUUAACACGAUUAUUCUCGGGGGCCAAAUGCUGUAGAAAACUGUGUCGGAGAGGCAGUGCAGAAGAGCUCAUCCUCAGCCAGGAGACCGUGGAAUCUGAGCCUCAACCCCAAAACACUAUUGUGGGGGAUGUGAGACUGUCUGAGGAAGAGCAGAGGCGUAAAGAGCCUGCUUUCACCUGCCCUAACCAGAGUUGGGUUGCACAACUGCAGAGUUUGUCUGAUAUUCGCCUGCAGGAGGAUACGCUCGACAAGGAUGAGGAGCAGUUCUUCAUAGAACUGACAGCCAAAUACCUGGAGCCUCUUCCUGAGAACAAAAAGAAACAGGAAGAAAUGGUGGAAGAACUCAAGGGGUUGAGAAACAAGAUGACCUUUGUCUACUUCAUUUGCAACGCCUUCUGGCUCAUAGUGACCUUCACUCUCCAGUUAUUAGAGAUUUCCAUCUUUAUCCAGGUGCCAAAGCUCAACCUCAACCUGGAGUACACCGGAGAGUACAUAUUCAUCGACCCUGUCGCCUUCAUGUUCAUCCUGGCCUUCGCUUUGCUGGUUAUAAUCCAGUUCAUUGCCAUGCUGUACCACAGAAUACACACCCUGAUCCAUUAUGUGGCAUUCCUAGAUACUGACUCCCUGUUUGAAAAGCAAAAACAGCCACAGGUCAAAGAAGAUGAAAGCUAUGACAGUGAUGACAGCGAGGAUGUAAUGUUUUCAAGUGUCCUCAACAGAAGCAUUGGCGGUGGAACUCUGGUGUAAAACUAUAAUAUUAAAGAACCAAAAUAACAACAAACAAAACCUGUUUUAGCACUUUGCAAAGAACACAUAAUAUGAUUUAAAGAGGCUAACUUUAUCUUAUUUACUUUAGCCCAGUUUAUAAUCUUUAUGAAACCUUUUUUAACAACACAGUAAGUGCCUCUCGACUGGAACUGUAAACCGAGCGAAUCUGUGUAUGUAAAUGAAUCACAACACAACAAUGAGGCUCACUGGUAAGACAGGGUGUCGUUGUGUCUUUAUCUGAAGGAUCUAAACUUAUGUUUUACUUUAAAUCUCUUUUACUGUGAUGCUUCUGCAUUGACACUGCUCUGUCAGUUCAACACAAUAUGAAGAUUAAACUGCAAUGUCAUGAAGGGCAACAGGAACAAUGUGAAUGCAUUCACUUUAUAAUAAAUCUCACUUUGGUGCUAUUUUUUUAAAUCCCUUUAACAAUAAUUAAGGUAAUUUUGUCACACGGGUGUCUUUAAAAAAAAAAGUAAGAUUGUGCUGGUCAGUAUGAAUAACAAAGGUUUUUAAUUCAGCUUUAAUAUAUGAUAAGCAAUAAUUGUGGAAAGCUAUAUUAUUAUUUACAGAUUAAUUGUUACAUUUUAUAACAUGUGUCGUGUCCCUCUUUCUCAUUAAAGCACUUCCU
Messenger RNA from Cottoperca gobio, 2659 nucleotides. RefSeq names its product chitin synthase chs-2-like. Lineage: Eukaryota; Metazoa; Chordata; Actinopteri; Perciformes; Bovichtidae. The record is from RefSeq and is a predicted model, not a curated record. The transcript has 16 exons. Gene Ontology annotation, molecular function: chitin synthase activity. Gene Ontology annotation, cellular component: cell septum; cell periphery. The coding region runs from base 25 to 2010 and encodes 661 amino acids. Gene Ontology annotation, biological process: chitin biosynthetic process.